CCACUCCGGGAGAGGCACACACACACUCCACCACCAGAGAUAACGUCUCACAGGAAUAACGGAGAGAAGAACUCAGAAGAAGAAUAACGAGGAAAAAAAGACCCCAGAGGAGGGAUAACAAAGAAAAGAGAAUACGGAGGAAUAACGGUGAAAGGAACGGCGACACGAAUACAGAGGAAUUCUGAGAGAGAAACAAAACACAGAAGAACAGAAAAGGACACAGAGGAAUAACAGAGAACACAGCCCAGAGUAAUAGAGAAGAUAACAAGGGAUAAAGAAAGAAAGAAAGAAAGAGGACAGAAGUAUCCACUUCCUCAUCCCCCUUCCUUCGCUCCGGAGAAAGGGAAGUGGGUGUGGUGCUGAGCUGAGCGGACGGUCGGUCGACGGGUCAAGUAGUUGACGUUCCCAUUCCCGUGUGCCGUGCCACUUGCUUUGCCGUGACAAUGGUGACGGUGUCGGUGCCGCUGCUGGUGAUGCGGGUGCUGGAGGUGGUGCUGACCUGCAUCAGCUUCAGCCUGGUGGCCUCCGUGGGCUCCUCCACCUCGUCCUACUGGACAUGGUGCAUGUUCACCUGGGUCCUCUGCUUCGUCGUCAGCCUACUCUUCAUAAUACUGGAGCUCACAGGGCUCCACCAGCGCCUGCCCUUGUCCUGGGAGGACCUGACGGCAGGCUUCUCCAUGCUGGCCACCCUCAUGCUGCUGGCUGCCUCCGUCAUCUACCCCUCCAUCUUGUACAGAUGCCCCGGCUGUGCCCACCAGGUAGCUGCCACUGUCAUGUCAUGCCUGGCUUUCCUUGUCUACGCCGCGGAGGUGAGCCUGACCCGGGCCAGACCCGGCGAACGCAGCAGCAGCUUCCUCUCCACGGUGCCGGGUCUACUCAAGGUGCUGGAGGCCUUUGUGGCGUGUAUCAUCUUCAUCUGCCUGGACUCCGGCCGCGUGAAGAUGUUCGGCGGUCUGCAGUGGUGCGUGGCGGUCUACGCUCUGUGCUUCAUCUACUCGGUCAUCAUCAUCAUCCUCACUAUAUUUCGCCUCCUCGCCACUUGUCCCUGUCCACUCAACCAGGUGCUGGUGGGCUGCAAUGCGUUGGCUGCUGUGAUGUACGCCACUGCCGUGGUGGUGUGGCCCAUCUACGCCUUCCAGAAGAAUCCGCGGCCGUCACAUUGCAACAGUGGAUACUGCGUCUGGAAUGGCCUGGUGGUGGUGUCCUUUAUGACGGGCGUCAAUCUCAUCGCCUAUAUUGUGGACACCAUCUACUCUAUACGCCUGGUCUUCUGGGUCACGACAUCUUAGACAUCUAAGGCCAGCAGCAGUAGCAUCAUCAUCAUCAACAUCUUCCUCACCAUCAUACACACACCGUCUUCUCUGCACGCUUCAUCUUCUUUGUCACGCUAUCGAUAACAGUGAUAAACGUUGCUUUCUUGCUCCAGUUUGCAAUCUUUGGUUCAUAGAAGUUAGUGUUGUGCCAUUGGUAAAAGAAUUGACUCUUUUGAACGGCUCCUGGACAUGAACCAUUGGUGUUCAGGGACAGUCUUUAGAAGGAGGAGGACAGUCAGUUGUUAUUUGGACAAAAUAAGUCAGAGGUUGACUCUGAAUAAAUAUAUAAAAACCAAUUCAUGUGUUUUUUUCAAACCGUUUUUUGAACGUCUCUCUGAAAGGAACGAGUCCCAUCUCAGAUAGUGAUAAUGACGUAUUAAGUGGAGGCAAGGCUAUUUUUGUUAAUUCAGACUUAAGGCUCAUUCUUUUGAAACUCGGCUAUCGGUAGACUCAAAUGCUUACCCUAAAAUUUCAAUGAAUGCCUUUUUUUGUGUUGUGUUUUGCUGUGUUGUAUUUUAUACAUGCUUAAUUCUAAAUGUUAUGUAAUCACACCUGGACUGGCAAUUUGGAAUGCAAGGCAGGGCCGACAGCCCUCAGAAGCCGAUGCAGUUUUUUAAAAACUUUUUAAACUUUUUAAAUUACAUGUUGUUGUUUUAUUUUAUCCCAGUCAAAUUCCAAGUGUGCUUGGCCAAUAAAGAUACUCUGGAUUCUGAUUCUCUGGGUGGGUGUGCAAGGAUGUCGUGUUGAAUAGUAAAACCAAGACAAAGACAACAGAAACGAGUAUACAAGUUUAACAAAAAAUGUUUCUUUUAAUACAUUUAUUAUUAUUUUUAAGAAUAGAAUGAAUCCAUCAUCUCAACAUCAUCUCAACUAUAAUUUGGCAGCAGGGUUUACCUAUAUAUUAAUUCAGCAUCUUUCAAUAAGAGUUUGUAGUUUGUUUUUAUAUUAUGUUUUUGUACAUUUUAACAGACAUUUUUAAAGAAUUUUUUUUGUAGAUUUUCCAGUGUUUUUUUCCUCCGCUCCUUUCGUAAGCUCUCAGUAGCUUAGCUCCUCUCCUCUCUCAAAACUCCUCUUCUCUCCACUUUGUUCUUGUCUUCUCUUUUAUUUUCUCUUCUCCUCUUCCUCUCUCGCGCUCACAGCAGAACG
Messenger RNA from Engraulis encrasicolus (European anchovy), 2459 nucleotides. RefSeq names its product myeloid-associated differentiation marker homolog. Gene Ontology annotation, cellular component: membrane. The coding region runs from base 444 to 1289 and encodes 281 amino acids. NCBI's taxonomy places the organism in Eukaryota, Metazoa, Chordata, Actinopteri, Clupeiformes, Engraulidae. The record is from RefSeq and is a predicted model, not a curated record. The transcript is spliced from 5 exons.